AUGAACUUUCAAGUAACGGUGUCUCUAACACCCUAUGAUUUAGCGGUCUUAGUUUUCAUUUACUUGCAUUGUAUCCAAGGAGCCAGUAUCCCAUGGGAAGUAUUUGAAGAGCUCAUUGGUCCAACAAUCGAAUCAAGUUCCUUUGAUCCACUUAUUAAUCGAGAUUCUGUCUACAAUGGUCUUACUCAACCUUUAAUACCCGACUUGGAAGUGAUAAUUGAACGUCUGUCAAAAAUUGAAGGCAUGGAUAGCAUCUUAAUGGAUUAUAUCAGUUGCAUCACAUCUAUAAAUACAUUAGAAACGUUCUAUAAUAUGCUAAAAGCGCUCAAUGUGUUGUGUUUAGUGAAAACUUCUAAAGAAAUAACAGAGAGAAAGAAGUUUAACCCGUCAGCUAAUAUUGUGUACUUUACGGAAAGAAGUUUCUUAGGAAAAUAUGUGGUAAACUCUUUAAUGAAGGUUGAAAUAGGUGGAUUUGAAGAUAAGAAUCUUUUACUACAUUGUUUCAAGAAGUUUGUCUAUGAAUUCAAACAAGCAAAUAUAUACAUGGCUUUCAAACCAUCCAUCAGGGAUAUAAGUACAUCGUUAAUAUCAUGGGGAUUGAUAUCUAAUGAAUACAAAGAAGAUGAAAAAAUGAUUGAUAUAUUUAGCAAUUUUACUAAAACUUUGGAACGUAGUGAACCUCCAGACCUUACAAUUACCACUAAUCAUUUAGAGAAUAUUUUAGAUUGGUACUUGUACAAUUUAAUAAAUGGUACGGUCACUUUUAAAGAUGACCCUUCAUACAAUUUCGUACAAUCGAUUAUCGAUAACAUAACGUUGCAUAAUAAAAGCCUUUUCCCAAGAAUUCACAUAAUACAAUAUUUGAAGUUCCUAGAAACUAAUUCGUAUGAAGAUGCAUUCAGGUCUCUGCACAACUAUUUUGAUUAUGUUCUAAGUCAGAAUACAGAUGCAUAUUUUCAUAUUUCUUCAUUAUGCUUAGCAGCUUUCUAUGUACACUUUCAUGAUGCAGACCUUGCAAUUAAAAGUUUUGACGAAGCAACAAAGGUUGCAAGAGAAAAUAGGGAUUCAAUUACUUUGAAUUUAAUAAUAGUGCGGAUAAUAAAAUUUAUUGAAAGUUAUCCUGAGCAUUCCGCACAAUUUAAUGUUAAAGUCGAGCAGAUAACAAGAUUUCUAAAAUCUAGUUCGGAUUCUAUCGAUGCGUCAAUAUUUGAAAAUGCAUAUAGAUUUGAUUCGGUAACGUUAUUUAGACGUCAAGAUGAUUUGAUUUCCAUGUUUGAAGCAAUUUAUAAAUAUACUGUACUUUCCAUGGAACAAUUAAAAUCAGAAAGAGGUUUAAACAACCUAAUGCAGUUCAAAGCAAACUUUUGGAACGAACUUGGGUUUUCAUCUCUUGGAAACAUAUAUGACGGCUUUUCUAAACCAAGCGUAGCAGUUGAAGAACUUAAUCAAAUGUACCAAAGCCUUGAAUCGGAUAAUCUAGAUAUCGUUAAGCGAUAUUUGAAGACUACAAAUUUUAAACUUCUGAAUUACAAUGAGCGAAUGAGCACAAAGAUGUUACAAGUACGGUAUCUGAGAAUCAUUGGAGAGUAUGAUUUAGCAUUAACAAUAAUUGAAGAAUGUUCAAAACAGUGUGUUUCUGUAUGCUCUGAUUAUAGAAUGAAAACUAAUUUUGAAAUUGAAAAAUGUCUUUUAUUUUUGGAUGCAGACCUUGGUAGUAGAUGCUUACAUCUUGCGACUAACUUGUUAGAGUAUAACCAAUUAAUUCAGAACGGACCAGGUGUUGUUAGAUGUGUUUUCAUUUUAUUCAGAAUAUUAAAGAGAAAUGGUAAGAUUGAAGAAGCACAUCAAUUGUUGGAACAAAAUAUGGUUAAUAUCAUGCAAUAUCCCAAAUUCAGAGAGCAAGUUUUAUCCUAUUAUAAAGAAAGAAAUCUGAUUGCUAUAUCGACAUGA
Maudiozyma saulgeensis is the source of this 1950-nucleotide messenger RNA. The record is from the annotation of a GenBank genome assembly. Lineage: Eukaryota; Fungi; Ascomycota; Saccharomycetes; Saccharomycetales; Saccharomycetaceae.